This is a messenger RNA of Xenopus laevis (African clawed frog), 4057 nucleotides long. RefSeq lists its product as uncharacterized. The transcript has 17 exons. The record is from RefSeq and is a predicted model, not a curated record. Bases 429 to 3350 code for a protein of 973 amino acids. Lineage: Eukaryota; Metazoa; Chordata; Amphibia; Anura; Pipidae.
UUAAAAAGCUUUGUUAUCUCCUGCACCUCCUCAGUGUUUCUGAUCCAAUGUGGGUGUGGUUGGGCAGCAUGUCGCCCCCUGAAAUCCUGCCGCCCUAGGCCCGGGACUUGGUGGCCUUUCCACAAAUCGGGGCCUGGGCAGGUAAUAUAGAGAGGCUGAGAUUAGCUGUGUGUUUAUAUAGGAGGAGAGGAGUCCCUGCAGGAAUGCGCAGAACUGUUCUUUUGACUAGGGCAUUCCUGAGUGCCAUGCAACAGGACUCCGUAGCCAGUCCCUGCCUCUUGCACACAGGACCUGCUGUGAUUGGAGGCAGUAAAGAGAAAGGAUGUUUAUCUUUCUGUGCAGGCAGGAGAGAGAAGGAUAACAGAGCCGGACGCUGGCCAGUCCAGAGCUGAAAGCUGCAACCUAACAGGUAACCGGCCUCCCUGGGAAUGGUGGCAGAAAAGCUGGAGAGUCAAGACACCGGCAUGGAGAAGAUACUGUCUGCUUUGCUCUCCCCUCAGCCCCAUGUGGUUCAGCAUGCGGUGGAGCAGAUAAUGUGUGCAGUGCAGACCAACCGCAAGGAGCUGGCUGACAUGCUAAUGAAGGGUGAAAGAUGUAAGGAAUACAUGGACACCCUGUGCCGCCUGCUGGACUCUUCUGAUAUCAGGCUGUGCAGUAAUGUAUCAUACAUCCUGGGCACUGUCGCUGAAGACCAAGCCAUUGCUGUAACCUUGGUGGAACUGGCAGAAGCCUCACAGAACUGGGAUUUGUUGGCAAGACUUGGAGCCAUGCUGCUGUGGGACGAUACAGAAGCCGUAAUGAAUUCUGCCGGAGCCCUGGGAACUCUAGCAGAGACAAGCAAUGGGCGCCGCUGGCUCCUCUGCUCCUCCAAGUCAGAUUUUAUCAUUGAGAAUAUUACAGCCCUGCUGAGCUCUCCCAAUGACUGGACAGCAAGUAACUGUGCCCUGGUGCUGGCCCGGAUCUCCAUGAGUCAGGAGGGCUGCUCCCGGCUCCUCGGUCACCCCCAAUCAGACAGUAUCCUGCAGAGGCUGAUAUCAUCCCUGCGUGCAGAUGAGGCAGGAUGUGGCCUGAAUGCAGCAUUUGCCCUGGGGCGCCUCUGUGAUACAGACGUGGGGAGGAUGAGGGUGCUGAGUCUGCCAGAGGCCAAUGCGAUGGUGGCUGCCCUGGGGGAAAUGAUGUCGGCAGAGGAUGAAGGGGGCAGCAGCAAUGCCUGCUUUGCACUGACUUGCCUCGCCACUGACAAAGUUGGGCACCAGUACAUUCUACUAAACCGAAACUUCUCCCAGAUUCUCGACACGCUGUGCCGCCUGCUGCAGUCAGAAGAGCAGGAAUCCUGCUGGUUUGCAGCUAUGACACUGAAGGUUUUAUCCAGCCGGCCAAAGGGGGUUAUUAGACUGCGCCAGCAUCAGCUAUUGGAAGCAGUGCUGAAGAAAGUAGUCUGCUCCCAUGACACGGGGAAGGAAGUGCUGGAAGAGGCAGAGCAGACGUUAAAGAAUCUUCAGUGUCUCCCCCAACCUGCUGCCCCCCAAGCGAAGCUCCUAGACUCAGGAUCGGUGUGGGUCAGCUGGGAGGGUCAUAAGGCAGAAAGCAGCUUUCCAGUUACAUACAGACUGUACGAUGGAGAAAGGCUUCUAUACUGUGGCCCAGCCUGCUCCUUUCAAGCCCCUCAGGGCAAACCUGGCCAAGAGUAUCACCUGGUGGUUGUCAUGGAGACUGAAGUGGACCAGAGCCAAGACAGUCCUGUUACUGUAUUGUUGAUGGAAGACCCGCUACCCAGCAGCCCACAAGACUUCAAAGUUAUUGGCCGAACAGCCACACAAAUAAAGCUAUGCUGGUCCCCUCCAGUAGACUGUGGUGCCACCAUAAAAUACUACAUAGUGUAUCGGGAGGAUGUGGUGAUUGAGACAACCUCUGAGCUAAGCUGCAUAGCAGGAGGCCUGUCCCCGAGCACCAAGUACAAAUUCAGUGUAAGUGCUUGCACAUCAACAGGCCAUAGCCAAAAGGUAUGUUUGGUUGUGAAAACAAUGGACAAUGGAGACCAUGCUCCAUGCAAACUCAAUCUGUGUGUCAUUGGCCGAAGUGAGAUUUUCAUCACUUGGGAUGGUCCCAAAGUUCCUCUUGGUAGGUUCUUCAACUAUGAACUGUGUUUGAAUGGGAAACCGGUUUACUUGGGCACAGAGCGCUCUUAUACUGCCCGUCGCCUGGUUCCCAACAUGGAGUACACCUGCACUGUCUGCGCCAUCACCAGCGAAGGACGAUAUGAGAGCCGUCCGGUCACUAAGCGCACUGCCAAAGAUGAAUACAUCAGACUUUGCAGGGGCCACACUACAAAUGGAACCAAUCAUGUCAGUAUCCAUUCGGCAGCAAGUGACUGCCUAACCAAGGCUUGGCCUAUAAAAACACAGCUUGGGAGCCGGCAAACCAGCAGAACUAAAGACAAGAAGGUCAACGCUUCAAAAUCCAGAAGAGACUCCAUCCUCUCAUGGACUACAGAAUCCAGCGAUGGUGCAGAAAGUUCAACCAAGCCCGAUGCUCAUGAUGAUGCCAUCAGUCCGCAGCCAGGGAAAAAGAUCCAACAGAACAAGUUUGGCCCUGAGAGAUCUGCAUCAAGUCAAGGCAAAAGAGCCCAAGUAUAUGCCAAGGGGAAUGUUCGGUGCUCCAUUAAGCUGGCCAAACAGAGCCUGGCAAAAGGAUCCGAUACGGCAGUAGCUUCCUCAGUUUCGUCAGACAAUAGAAAGCUGCAGAGUGAAAUGGGUUUGCGUCCCGUACCUGUAGCUUCGCUUUGCAGCCUGACGCCAGAGUCACUCCUGCUGCAGCGAGCCAAGACGGAUAUUGAUCUCACGUGGCAUCCACUGACAAAUGCUCAAGAUAAGGGAAUGCGAGAGGAUCUGGGAGAAGUGAAUAAGGAUAUGAGCCAGAGGAAGACAUUACAGGCCAUAAGAGCAGAUCCGCUGCUCAGAUUUAGGAACAGAAACCAGGCACAUAAUUCUUGGGAAAGUACUGGAUCUCUGAAGGCUGGAGAAGGAACGCUGCACAGAUCUGGUGCUCCCACUACCAACACAGAAGAAAAGAGUCGCCAGAAGCUGGAGGCUAAAAGCCCGAUGAGUAAAGAUGUACUCGUUGCACAGUUGGAUGGGUUACUGAACAGCAGUCAUCCCGCCUUCUCUCGGCUCUCUCAGGAACCUGAUCAGCAGCAAAACUUGGGGAGAAAACCAGUGAAGUCAGUCAAAGGCUACAGGAUACGAGGGUGCCUCCCAGAAAAUAUUCAGAAGGGCACUUUGGCUUUAGUAGGAUAUGCAGGUACUGGCGUCCCCCGUCCCCUGGCCCAGCACAAUCAGCUUAUCCAGUAGAAAGCCAGUCCAAAUUGUGGGCCUAAUGUCAAAGGUGGAUGGAGAUACACUAAAAUAUGCAACUCAGCAAGAACAUAUCUGAUGAAAUUGGGACCCACCUAAUGGAUAAUAUGAGAAGAAAGUGGGACCCAUAAACCACCUAUGGACAAUAAAAUAGGAAAGUGGGGUCCAUCUCCACACAAGCAGUACCAAGAUCGGCCCAGAGAGAACCCUGAGCGUCAUUACUUAGAGUUACUGUAACUGGAAACUCACACAAUACCUGUAAUUUAUGAGCAAUAUCAAAUGAACAGACCAACAGCUAGAAGAAGUGUCCUUAUUAUUAGCCAAACAAUACAGCGUUGCACCCACAGGGUGUCAUAUGUUGGAGAAAUAAAGGCCAAAUUAGGUGGAAACAUUGCUCGACACUCGUACAUAUCAUUAUAGCAACAAAGCCAGUUGGCUACGGCGAGCUGGGAGUUGCGCCAUUGGAUGUGUGACUGUUAUUUUUCUCAGUUGUAUAUAAGGAGUUCCCAACCUCAGUGACCUUUCUGCGCGAUUUGGACAAAGGGUUGGAGCCACAAAGGGUUGUGCUGGGUGUAAAUACACAAUGUGCCUACUCAUUAGAAGCUUCAUUACAGUUCAUUGCGCAAAUCAGGGCUGAUCCUAUCAAAUGUGGGGCCCAAUUGGGACCAUGUUGGCGGGGCCCCUAAACAAAGUAUUUAGGAAAA